AUGUCUUCUCCUCCCCGUAGUAGCGACCUCAAAAAGGAUGAUAAGGUUCUUUCGAAAACCUAUGUCUUGAUUGAAAACACGCAAGUUCAAAACACCCCGAAUAAAAUCGCCCCAAAGUAUACCCUAAAGCUUCCUGAUGCAUACGGAUUGUUACACAAGGAGGCAAAAGCCACUCAUACUCCAACACAAACCGUAAACACCUCAAGUAAAUUUCCGGAAACGUUCAAUCCAAGAAAGGAGCAAAACAUGCCCCACAAACAAAAGGUCGAUGAAUGGAUCCUGCAAGUUCCUGUUGCCCCUCUCAAUAUUCCUUGUGAUUUAUGGUCUAACGAGUGUUAUAAGCCGUACCUUGAGCUUGCAGAAAUCCCUGAAACUUUGACAGACAAUGAUGUGAACAUGAGCACCGAUUCGGCUGUUAUUGAAGUUCAAUCAAAGCUGAUUACAACCCUGACCAAUAGGGAAUAUUACAAGGAAAACGAGCUGGUGAGAAGAUAUGACGGUAGGGCCGAUAAAGAGCAUCUCUACUGUGUGUAUCCGGAAAUCGAAAACGGCAUGAAUGCAAUAUUAAUCGGCAUGCAGAGAUUCCAACCAAACCACCAAACUUAUCGUGGAAUGCACCCUUACGGUUUCUCUGGAUAUUCAAACUGA
Molecule: messenger RNA, 648 nt
Organism: Pichia kudriavzevii
Lineage: Eukaryota; Fungi; Ascomycota; Pichiomycetes; Pichiales; Pichiaceae
Exons: 1
Coding region: 1-648 (215 amino acids)
Source: RefSeq, a predicted model, not a curated record